Durio zibethinus is the source of this 1738-nucleotide messenger RNA. The record is from RefSeq and is a predicted model, not a curated record. NCBI's taxonomy places the organism in Eukaryota, Viridiplantae, Streptophyta, Magnoliopsida, Malvales, Malvaceae.
CACUUUUUUAUAGCUAGUUUUGGCAGAUGUUCAACAUGGAUUUGAGAGAUGAAAAUGCUGCGGUGAGCCAUACCACCUUGGAAAUGGAUUCUGGAGAAAAGCGUCUUAACGAGCUUGGAUACAAACAAGAACUAAGAAGAGAAAUGACUUUGUUCAAGACACUUGCAAUAACAUUUUCAAGCAUGGCAGUUUUCACUGGAACACCUUUGUAUGGCCCAAGCUUGAAGUAUGCAGGGCCUGCAAGCAUGAUAUGGGGAUGGGUGGUGACCACAUUCUUCACUUGGUUUAUUGGAAUUGCAAUGGCUGAGAUCUGCUCUUCUUUCCCUACAACUGGUUCAUUGUACUUUUGGGCUGCACAUUUGGCUGGACCUAAAUGGGGGCCAUUUGCAUCAUGGUGCUGCGUUUGGCUGGAGGCUAUUGGUCUCAUUUCUGGAAUUGGCGCCCAGGCCUAUUCAGGGUCACAGGCAUUGCAGAUUAUCAUUCUUCUGUCUACUGGAACCAACAAAGGUGGAGGAUACUUUGCUUCUCGAAGUGUUUUCUUGUGCAUGUAUAUGUGCCUCACAAUCAUAUGGGCAGUUCUCAACACCUUUGCUUUACGGGUCAUCGCAAUCCUUGAUAUAAUCUCAAUAUGGUGGCAGGUGAUUGGAGGCUUGGUUGUGAUCGUAAUGCUUCCUCUGGUGGCACGACCAACACAACCAGUUUCUUAUGUGUUCACUCAUUUUGAAACAUCUCCUGAUUCAACUGGAAUAGCAAGCAAACCUUAUGCAGUGAUUCUCUCUGUACUCCUUAGCAACUACUGUCUAUAUGGCUAUGACACAGCAGCUCAUUUGACUGAAGAAACCAAAGGGGCUGAUAGAACUGGUCCUAUUGCCAUACUUUCUAGCAUUGGAAUCAUAUCGGUAUUUGGGUGGGCUUAUAAUUUGGCUCUUACAUUCAGCAUUAAGGUAUGGUUUUCAGAGUUACCUUUUUUAUUUUUUUUGGGAUUUCUUGGUAGUAUUACUAUUAAGUUGAUAUUCCAAAGUGUGAUUCUAUUGCAGGAUCCAAACUAUUUGUAUGAUGUGAAUAAUGAGACAGCUGGGGCACUUGUUCCGGCACAAAUAAUCUAUGAUGCAUUCCAUGGCAGGUUUCAGAAUUCUGCUGGAGCAGUAGUUUUUCUCUGCAUUAUUUGGGGAUCUUUCUUCUUUUGUGGACUUUCGGUGACUACCAGUGCAGCCAGAGUGGUAUAUGCCUUAUCAAGGGAUAGGGGGAUCCCAUUCUCACAAAUUUGGAGAAAAGUUCACCCAAAGCGUAAGGUUCCAACAAAUGCCGUUUGGCUAUGUGCGGCAAUCAGCAUCAUUCUCGGCCUACCAAUCUUGAAACUUGAUGUAGUAUUCACUGCUAUUAUAUCUAUCAGUACAAUAGGAUGGGUUGGUAGCUACGCUGUGCCAAUCUUCGCUAGACUGGUGAUGGAUGAGAAGAAUUUCAAACCAGGACCGUUUUACUUGGGUAGAUCAAGCAGGCCAGUCUGCUUAGUAGCCUUUUUGUGGAUAUGCUAUACCUGUUCAGCCUUUCUACUACCGACUCUUUAUCCUAUCCAAUGGAGAACGUUCAACUAUGCACCGAUUGCCCUGGGUAUAGUUUUGGCAUUGGUGAUGCUUUGGUGGAUUCUGGAUGCAAGAAAGUGGUUUAAUGGACCUGUAAGAAAUAUAGACAUGCAGGUGCAGAAUGGAGAUAGAAAUGCAGUCUGAUACCUUGAAGU